CCGCGCGUCCCGCGGAGUGCGAGGAGACCCGGGGGUCGGGCCUGACCUCGGCGCCCCCUCCCAGCCGCGGCCUGACAGCCCAGCCGCCGGCACUUUUGACCCGGAGUCAAGCUGGGGCCCCAGUGGGACGAAGGCAAGAGCGGUGCUUGGGGGGCACCAGCCAAGAGACCUGGGGAUUGUCGGUGCUGGGAGGAGCUGACAAUCCCCUAAAGGAAAAGCAGGCCCCCCAAGAUUUGCCAGGUUUCAGAAGGAGGGAUGCCCAAGAAAGGCACUGGGCCCUGGUUUUCUGUGCUGGGUGAUGACCUGACACUCAUGGGAAAAGGUCACUGCUGGACACCUGGAUCGGGUCUGUCAUGUCCAGAGGAAGCGGCUGUUUGCCACCUGCCUGCUCAUCCGCUACCUGAGCACCCUGACUGUGCCAUCCCAUAGGCCAUGGAGAACGAGCUGCCGGUCCCCCAUACAUCCAGCAGCGCAAGUGUCACCAGCAGUGCCAGCGGCGGUGGCAGCAGCAGCAGUGGUGGCAGUGGCCGGCCCACGGGUCCCCAGAUUUCUGUGUACAGCGGAAUACCUGACCGGCAGACUGUGCAGGUGAUCCAGCAGGCCCUGCACCGGCAGCCCAGCACGGCGGCCCAGUACCUGCAGCAGAUGUAUGCAGCCCAGCAGCAGCACCUCAUGCUGCAGACAGCGGCCUUGCAGCAGCAGCACCUCAGCAGUGCGCAGCUCCAGAGCCUGGCAGCCGUGCAGCAGGCAAGCCUGGUGGCCAACAGACAAGGGAGCACUUCAGGCAGCAGUGUGUCUGCACAGGCCCCUGCCCAGUCAUCCUCGAUCAACCUGGCAGCCUCCCCAGCAGCAGCCCAGCUCAUCAACCGGGCUCAGAGUGUCAACUCGGCCGCAGCCUCGGGCAUCACCCAGCAGGCUGUGCUUCUGGGCAACACGUCUUCUCCAGCCCUGACUGCAAGUCAAGCACAGAUGUAUCUCCGGGCACAGAUGGCCCAGCCAGGUAACCUGGUGCAGGUAGCUAGGAGCCUAGGCGGCACUGUUCCUUUGUCCCCUCAGCUCAUCUUCACGCCCACGGCCACCGUCGCUACCGUGCAGCCUGAGCUCGGCACUGGCUCCCCCGCCCGGCCCCCCACCCCUGCCCAGGUACAGAACUUGACCCUCCGAUCACAGCAGACACCAGCUGCAGCAGCCUCGGGCCCUACCCCCAGCCAGCCUGUCCUGAGCAGCUUGGCCCUGAAGCCCACGCCAAGUGGUAGCCAGCCUCUGCCUACCCCAUCACAGGGCAGAAACACUGCUCAGGGUUCCCCUGCAGGUGCCAAGUCUGGCACAACCGACAGUGUGACAGAGCCACUCAAGAGAGGAGACAGCAACGGCAGUGUGCCCGGGAGCUUGGAGGGCCGGGCUGGGCUCAGCCGGAUGGUGCCCGCCGUGGCUACCCACCCGCUCAUUGCACCAGCCUAUGCUCAGCUGCAGCCGCACCAGCUCCUCCCCCAGCCAUCCUCAAAGCACCUGCAGCCCCAGCUUGUAAUGCAGCAGCAGCAGCCAUCCCAGCAGCAGCAGCCGCCCCAGCCAUCACGGCCGGCGCUCCAAGCCCCGUCCCAUCCCCAGCUGGCCUCGGUCCCUCCGAGCCUGGCCCUGCAACCCAGCCCAGAAGCCCAUGCCAUGCCGCUAGGCCCAGUCCCAUCCACCCUGCCUCUCCAGUGCCCCGCUGCCAAUCUGCACAAGCCUGGCAGCUCUCAGCAGUGUCCCCCUCCCGCACCAGACACUGGGGCUCACAACGGAUAUCCCGAGGGCCUGGCCCACACCCCUCAGCGCAGGUUCCAGCACGCCUCGGCUGUCAUCUUACAACUACAGCCUGCUUCACCAGUGCCCCAGCAAUGCACCCCCGAUGACUGGAAGGAAGUGUUGCCUGGGGAGAAGAGUGGUUCGGAGACUCGGUCUGGCCCAUCACCACAUCAGCAAGCCAUCGUCACUGCCAUGCCAGGUGGCCUGACCGUGCCCAAGAGCUCAAACAUCCAGCAGUCCCCAGCUCACGAGACAGGGCAGGGCAUUGUUCAUGCACUGACCGACCUCAGCAGCCCCGGCAUGACCUCAGGGAACGGAAACUCUGCCUCCAGCAUCACCGGCACUGCCCCCCAGAAUGGUGAGAAUAAACCACCACAGGCCAUUGUGAAACCCCAAAUCCUGACGCAUGUUAUCGAAGGGUUUGUGAUCCAGGAGGGGGCGGAGCCUUUCCCGGUGGGACGCUCGUCCCUGCUGGUGGGGAAUCUCAAGAAGAAGUAUGCACAGGGGUUCUUGCCUGAGAAACUUCCGCAGCAGGACCAUACCACCACCACUGACUCAGAGAUGGAGGAGCCCUAUCUGCAAGAAUCCAAAGAGGAGGGUACUCCCCUCAAACUCAAGUGCGAGCUCUGUGGCCGGGUGGACUUUGCCUACAAGUUCAAGCGUUCCAAGCGCUUCUGUUCCAUGGCUUGUGCAAAAAGGUACAACGUGGGGUGCACCAAACGAGUGGGGCUUUUCCACUCAGACCGGAGCAAGCUGCAGAAGGCAGGAGCCACGACCCACAACCGCCGUCGGGCCAGCAAAGCCAGUCUGCCAACACUUACCAAGGAUACCAAGAAGCAGCCAACAGGCACCGUACCCCUUUCAGUUACCGCUGCCCUGCAGCUAACACACAGCCAGGAAGACUCCAGCCGUUGCUCAGAUAACUCAAGCUACGAGGAACCCUUGUCCCCCAUCUCAGCCAGCUCGUCCACCUCCCGCCGGCGACAAGGCCCGCGGGACCUGGAGCUCCCUGACGUGCACAUGCGGGACCUGGUGGGCAUGGGACACCACUUCCUGCCAAGUGAGCCCACCAAGUGGAACGUGGACGAUGUCUACGAGUUCAUCCGCUCUCUGCCAGGCUGCCAGGAAAUCGCGGAGGAGUUCCGUGCCCAGGAGAUUGACGGGCAAGCUCUGCUGCUGCUCAAGGAGGACCACCUGAUGAGUGCCAUGAACAUCAAGUUGGGGCCCGCCCUCAAGAUCUACGCACGCAUCAGCAUGCUCAAGGACUCCUAGGGCUGGCCGGGCGCCCGGGCUCCUCCUCCUGACUGAGCAGAGCCGGCGGACACUCCUGGGGGCCCAGAGCAGGGCCGGUCAAGGGAAGGGCCCCCGCUGUGGGGCGUGGCUGGGGAGGAGGUCUCGGGACCUCCUUGGUGGCUCUCAGGGGCCUUUCUUUCUGUGGGAGGGGCAGAGAGGUAGGUGGCACAGAAGAUGGGGCUUUAUGCUUGUAAAUAUUGAUAGCACUGGCUUCCUCCAAAGUCCCACGACUCUAGCCCCGCUUCUCUUCCCUCUUUCUGUCCCCCAUUUUCCAGGGGGUAUGUGGUCAGGGCUCCCAACCUGAGUUGGGUCACUUCCCAGGGCAGCCAUCGGGCCUGGAGAGAGGCCUUGGAAGCCCUCACCUGCCUUCCUCCUCUUCUUUCUCGGGGCCCAGCUCGCUCUUCCGUUUGCCAGCUUCUCCCACUUCAGCCUGUUACUGAAGCCACCAGAAGGGUUCUCCCCCCUCAUCCUUGCAGGUGGAGGGAGAGAAGCUGGGCCCGGUUUGGCCACACCUGCUGGUACAGACGCCUUAACGCUGUGUGUGUGACUGUGUGACUGUGUGGGAGCCUGGACUGACUGAUGGGCCGAGAGCCCCCCCUGGCAUCUCCAGGUGUUUUGUAGCAAACAGCCACUUAGUGCUUUGUCCUGGACUCCACUCAGCCUCGGGAUGGGGAAUAGGAAAAAGGGCUGCCUCGGUGCAGAGGCAGGAUCAGAAAGCGAUGCAGGUUAGCAGGAGAUUUUCCUUUCCAGAUUGUCGUGGUGUCUCUGCAGCCCUUUCCUGCACUGUGACGCCCCCUGCCCCGACUGCCCUGCUGUGUCACAGCCGGCAUUAAGGAAGCUGCCAGUGGGCUGGGCCAAGCUGCGCCUCCUGGUCUUGCCUGUCCACCCACCCUGAGAGCCCAGUGGUGGGGCCCAGAGAACAUCCAAGGGUGGAAGAGCUGGAGUGACCGCUGAGGUGAAGAAGGCAGCCUUCCGCCUCGGCUCCCAUACUUCUUUGCCUCUGGAACUUGCUGGCAGCAGUGUGAGCUGCCCAUGGAGGAGGUGGGGCAGGAAGGGCGAGGGCCGGCCUCUGACCUGCCCUGCACGCUGCAGGCUUCCGGGGAAGAGUUGGACUCUCCCCAGGGGAGGGUGGGUGCCCUUCUCAGUUCGUGCUAUUCCCCACUCACACCCCCGGGCAGGGUUGGAAAUGAAGGACUUUUUUAACCUUUUUUGUUUUUUAAAAAUAAAUCCGUAAAAUCCA
Molecule: messenger RNA, 4318 nt
Organism: Capra hircus (goat)
Lineage: Eukaryota; Metazoa; Chordata; Mammalia; Artiodactyla; Bovidae
Gene: PHC2
Product: polyhomeotic homolog 2
Exons: 15
Coding region: 433-3057 (874 amino acids)
Cellular component (GO): PRC1 complex; nucleus
Molecular function (GO): protein binding; zinc ion binding
Source: RefSeq, a predicted model, not a curated record